ACCGGUUUGUGUAGACCCCACUGUUACACUUACACUGCUCAAUAUUAACAUACUGGGUUUCAGAGAAACAUCUGUAGGACUGUAGAGUACAUAGUGAUAUAGGAAAACAAGAGUAUUAGGUGUAAUGUGUACUGUUGAGUACAUAGUGAUAUAGGGAAACAAGAUUAUUAUUGUACUGUGUCUGUUGAGUCAAGUGACAUUAUUUACAUAUUCUAUGAUUUGAAUAAUUAAGUUAUGUUUAAAUGUUAAAAAACCAAGACACAGCAGUUUUGAUGAACCGAGAAAACAGCCUUAUUAUAAAAAUUAGAUCCAUGUGGAUUCCAUGUACAUAUUCAGGAACAAAAGAAGUGAACUUGUGAGAAAAAUAUGGCGGGAAAGUCGUCAUCAUGAUGAUUUGUCCCCUGAGCUCAAGUCCCAGCUGUCCUCGGUCCUCAAGCGUGUUCGUGAACCUGUCCUCGUGGAUUUACUGGCUGUCCUACAGAAACGAGGACAAUAUUUUGGGGGUUGCUGUCCUGUACCGAACCAGAAACUAGGUCGACACCCUGUAGUUCCGCUGGUCCUGAUGUGCCGAAUAUGGAGAUGGAAAGAUGUUGAGGGUGAACAGCUAGUCCGUCUACCUAUCUGCCAGUUUACACCAGAUAAUCUUCUUGAAUGCUGUAAUCCAUAUCAUUGGGCCAGGAGGGCAAAUCCAGACGAGUUCCUGAGUUCAAAUCCUGCUAAAGGAAUUUCCUACUGUGAUAAUCAAUACUCCUUCAAUCUAGGUGAGAUUCCUUUACGUGUUCAUGUGUUCGUGUUUUCAUGUGUUUGUGUUCAUGUGGUCAUGUGUUCAUGUGUUCGUGUGUUAGUUUUUUCAUGUACUUUGUAA
Molecule: messenger RNA, 865 nt
Organism: Eurytemora carolleeae
Lineage: Eukaryota; Metazoa; Arthropoda; Copepoda; Calanoida; Temoridae
Product: mothers against decapentaplegic homolog 6
Exons: 5
Coding region: 323-865 (180 amino acids)
Biological process (GO): SMAD protein signal transduction; cell differentiation; regulation of transcription by RNA polymerase II
Cellular component (GO): heteromeric SMAD protein complex
Molecular function (GO): I-SMAD binding; transcription regulator inhibitor activity
Source: RefSeq, a predicted model, not a curated record